AAAUUACGGAAUUGCCAUUAUAUAAUCCCUCUUCUGUUUCCCUAACACGCUUCUGUCUCACACCACUCUUCUCCUCUUCUGGUUUCCUCUCUGGCGACGACGACGAGAACUCCGCCACAUCUGAAAGAUCGCGGCCGAUCGAACUCCUUUCCUCCCUGUUUUUCGUUGAUCUGCACCAAAAAUUUUACAGCAGAGGGAAUUUCAUCAGUGGAGAAGAGAUGGGUUGGCCUGUUGCUACCUCUUUUUUCAAAAUCAUGAUUGGUGAUCAUUUUUCAAAAGUCCUGUUCUUGCCUCCUAAAUUUGCCCAAACACUGUCAGACUUGAUUGAUCAAAAAACUCAGCUGGAGGAUGCAAGUGGGCAAAGGUGGACGGUAACAUUAUCCAAAUAUGAUGGGUCCUUGGCUUUCCAACAGGGAUGGCCUGCUUUUUCACUCGAACAUGGUCUAGAAAUUGGAGAUUUUGUGUUAUUCCAUUACAUAGAGCAAUCUCACUUUGUUGUUCAAAUCUAUGGAAAAAGUGGGUGUGAAAAACUCUAUUUUUCGAAGGAAAAUAGCAAUCAGAAGAAACGAACAAGGGCUAAUAGAGAUUCCAGUGCCAAAGAUGAACAAUGCCACACAAUUAAUGUUUCUAUAAAUUCUAUGAACAAAGAGGGUUCAAAUACUUCUGCUGUAUCUGGUUCUGAAAGUGAAAUAAGCCGAAGGCUGCCAAUGGCAACCACGUAUACCACUUCAAACAUUGAUAACAUCAAUGAAAGGCUUCAUAAUGUUCCCAGAACAAAAUGCAUCGAAGAACCAUUUUAUAUGAUUGAUAGAGAUUCUGGGGUAGGACAAGUGGACCGCUUGAGCUCUUUAUAUGACUUGGCAGACUUUGAAAUGCAGAGGACACCCAGUGUUGAUGGACCUAAAGAAGUUCUGGUAGAAGAUGUAAGGCCCCUUUCCCAUGUUAAUACAAUGCCGCAAUCUCAAGCUGAAGCCGAAAUAGUGGAUAAGUUACCUGUGACUGAAGAGGUAGUGAGCCAGACAACGCUUUCAGAUGUACCUAACUUGCCAAUUCUUGAGAAAAAUGAGUUUCAAAUGAUGGAUAACGUGUCUAAUCAAGAUUAUGGCAAUGGCAACACUUCUGGGCGAGAGCGGAGGAGCAAGACACGAUAUAGCAGCAAUAAGGCUUUGAUAUCCCAGAAAGAUACUUCCCUCAUGGAAAGGUGUCAAAGUAUGCAACAGAAGUUUGCCGAUGUGUCAAAGUUCUGUGAAUUUCCAGCCUCUGUUCAAACUUGGAAUUGUCAAUCUGGAGAGAGGAUGAAAGUGGUUAAAAAAGAGCAAGUGGAGAUGAGGGCAAGGAAGAUGAUGCAUGGAAAGUAUCCAGAGAUCAAGGAGUGUGACAGGAGUUCCAGUCCUUCCAUGAAAGAUAAUGAUCAUGUUUACAAAGUGGUGAAAACUGAACAUGCAACGUCUACACUUUCAGUCAAAGUCCCUUUCUUGGCGGUGCCGGGCAGGCUGUCUUUUCUUGAGUUGCCGAGUUGCUUGCCAUCGGUUUCAUUCAGGGGAAGGCCCAUAAUGGAAAGGAAGGUAUUAGUUCGCCUUCGAGACCCAGUGUCUAGAUUGUGGCCAGUCAUCUACCAUGAGAAACAGGGUAUCAAAGUUUUGGGAAGUGGUUGGGAAGCAUUUUGCAAGGCAAAUCGCAUUCAGGUUGGAGAUGAAUGUGCUUUUGAAAUUGAGGAUGUGUUUGAGUGCAUUUAUAAAGUUAGUGUUGAUAGGAAGUAAGAUGGAGCUUCAAACUCUUCUCUAGUUUCAACUGCACAAAUCAGUACUUUGCCAAAUAUGAUGAACAUGUAAAGACUAGAAUCUAUGAAACAUAUAUUUUGAGUUAGGAAAGUGUUACACUUAUAUUAUUUUUGUACAUAACUUAUGACUUGUUGAAAAUAUAAGUUAUCUUGAUGGAUAUUUUGCUUUAAAAUGUCAAAAAAUAGAACUUGCUAUA
Camellia sinensis is the source of this 1977-nucleotide messenger RNA. RefSeq lists its product as uncharacterized. The record is from RefSeq and is a predicted model, not a curated record. Gene Ontology annotation, molecular function: DNA binding. NCBI's taxonomy places the organism in Eukaryota, Viridiplantae, Streptophyta, Magnoliopsida, Ericales, Theaceae.